Molecule: messenger RNA, 2868 nt
Organism: Oryzias melastigma (Indian medaka)
Lineage: Eukaryota; Metazoa; Chordata; Actinopteri; Beloniformes; Adrianichthyidae
Gene: rhot2
Product: ras homolog family member T2
Exons: 19
Coding region: 161-2017 (618 amino acids)
Biological process (GO): small GTPase-mediated signal transduction; regulation of mitochondrion organization; mitochondrion transport along microtubule
Cellular component (GO): mitochondrial outer membrane
Molecular function (GO): calcium ion binding; GTPase activity; GTP binding
Source: RefSeq, a predicted model, not a curated record
UCGCGGUUUUACUAUGAACCGGAAUAACAUGGUUAUCACCUUGGCUGCAUAUCUGCUAGGAGGCACGCUUCUGGAUUUGUCUGAAUAUUUGACAUUCAAAUGAGAGAUUUUUGUCUCUGUAGCGGUGUGGCGCGCGCGACUCUUCAGCGAGGGAAGAAACAUGAAGCAAGACGUGAGGAUCCUGCUGUUGGGGGAGCCCAAAGUGGGGAAAACUUCUCUCAUCAUGUCUCUGGUUGGGGAAGAGUUCCCAGAAGAGGUUCCUCCCAGAGCUGAGGAGAUCACCAUUCCUGCAGACGUGACUCCAGAGCGAGUUCCCACGCACAUCGUGGACUACUCAGAAAAAGAACAGACUGAUGAAAUCCUUCGAGAUGAAAUCGUCAAGGCUAACGUGGUUUGUGUCGUGUACGAUGUCACUAACGAGGAGACGAUUGAAAAGAUCAAAACCAAAUGGAUCCCUUUAGUAAAUGGAGAUGCAGAGAAAGGAAACAAGAUUCCCAUCAUCCUUGUGGGAAACAAGUCUGAUCUGCGCAGCGGCAGCUCAAUGGAAACCAUCCUUCCCAUCAUGAACCAGUUCUCUGAGAUCGAGACGUGCGUCGAGUGUUCUGCAAAGAACCUAAAAAACAUCUCGGAGUUGUUCUACUACGCUCAGAAGGCGGUUCUUCACCCCACAGCUCCUCUCUAUGAUCCUGAGGACAAACAGUUAAAACCAGCUUGUGUUAGAGCCCUGAGCAGAAUCUUUUACAUUUCCGACCAGGAUAACGACCGAAUCCUCAGUGAUGCUGAACUCAACUCAUUUCAGAAAUCGUGUUUUGGGAAUCCUCUGGCGCCUCAAGCCUUAGAAGAUGUGAAGACUGUGGUUUGGAAGAACACCAGUGAUGGAGUCCAAGACAACGGCUUGACCCUCAAUGGUUUCUUGUUUCUUAAUACAUUAUUUAUCCAAAGAGGCCGACAUGAAACCACAUGGACGAUCCUCAGGAAGUUUGGGUACGACGACAACCUGGAGAUGACCGACGAUUAUCUUUACCCCGAACUGCGAGUUCCUGUCGGCUGCACUACAGAACUCAAUCACGUCGGUCACCAGUUCCUUCAGCGACUGUUUGACAAAUACGAUGAAGAUAAGGACUCGGCUCUGUCCCAGAUGGAGCUGAAGAACCUGUUUUGCGUUUGUCCUUACAUGCCUUGGGGUGCAGAUGUCUACCUGACCGUUCCGACCACAGACAAGGGCUACAUAUCUAACCACGGCUACCACUGUCAAUGGAUGCUUUCUGCAUACCUGGACAUCCACCGUUGUUUGGAGCACUUAGGAUACUUAGGUUACCCCAUCCUGACUGAACAGGAGUCACAGACUGCUGCAGUCACAGUAACAAGAGAAAAGGAGUUGGAUUUGGAAAAGCGCCAGACCCAGAGGACAGUGUUUCUCUGCAAGGUGAUCGGACCGCGAGGAACGGGCAAAACCGCCUUUCUCCAAUCGUUUGUGGGCCGCAAUGUCCAGACUAAAGAAAACCCCAGCAGUGCCUUCACAUCCUAUGUCAUAAAUACAGUCCAAGUCAGCAAUCAGGAGGUUUACCUCAUACUCAAUGAGGUCGACGUGGAGACGGAGUUCCUGAAGGCGUCGGAUGCUUCCUGUGACGUUGCGUGUCUCAUGUAUGACGCCAGCGACCCUCAUUCUUUUGACUAUUGUGCCAGUAUAUACAAGCAACAUUACAUGGAAAGCAACAUUCCCUGUGUGCUGGUUGCCUCCAAAGUGGACCUUCCCGAGGUGAAGCAGUUCCAUGGAAUGACUCCUGCCGAGUUCUGCUAUAAACACCGACUACCUCCACCGCUCCCGUUCUCCAGCUUGUUACUGGACUCCACCAGCAGGAACAUCUACAACAGGCUCGGCUGGGCAGCGAUGUACCCACAUCUCAAUGGUUCGGACAUGAGCAGUACCUCGUUCUGGCUGCGGGUGGCGCUGGGCUCUGCCGUGGUUGCCGUUCUGGGUUUCGCCGUCUACAGAGCUGUUACCAGGCUGAAAUGACCGGGACCUCCAGCUUUUAUUUUUAUCUUCAUCCUCCACUCAUCCAGACCAAAUCUUUACCUGGACAAUUCCAACAUCAGCGACUUUCCAAGGAAAAUAUCUGACAUUCUUUCUGACCUGAGAGUUGUGAUCGAAAGCAGUUGAAGGCAGAUGAUCAGAUAAUUCUCCGUGCUGCUAUGCCCCGCUUUUCUGCCUUAACUCGUUUAACCAGACGGAAUAGAAACACGGCCUCUCUGUGUUAAAACGCACAGAAAGGUGUUUCCUGAGUUUCCUGUCAGUAGGUAGAAAUACCAAUAUUUAGAUUUUCAGUACACACAGUGUUGAGUUUAGUGGAAAAAAUGCCAAAAUAAAUCAAACCAAAUUGAAAUAUAUUUUGACAAGGACAUGAAAAGUGCUCAUACUUUCAAACAUAUUUAUCUGAUUGCCAAAUUGUUUGCAGAAAUGAGAAGUUGAAGCAUGUUUUUGCUGAAAUAACAGUCAUUAUUCUCAAAAUAUCUGAUACUGUGGCUGGAAAAUUGUAUUUUUGCAUGAAAAAAAAAAAUUUAGUGACAGAUGAACUUCCGUGUCUCUUUUUAACAAGCCAAGGAAACUUUGUAGUGGUGAGUAAAGCGUGGUCAGGUUCUGUUUUUAAUUUUCAGUUUCUCUGUUUAAAUGAAAAUGAAGGUAUUUGAAUUAUGCUGGUACUCUGUUAUCCUGUUGACACACCUUAAUUGUAUUUUUGUCAACGUAAAUCAUUUGUCUCUUCUUGAAACUGAAGGCCGGAUGUUUGUGUUAAAAAAAAAAUCUCCAUUUCUCUCAUUUGAAAGUGACCAGAUGUUUAAUAAAAGACCAGACCGGAUUCGCCAAAAUAA